Messenger RNA from Monodelphis domestica (gray short-tailed opossum), 2083 nucleotides. RefSeq lists its product as uncharacterized. The record is from RefSeq and is a predicted model, not a curated record. Lineage: Eukaryota; Metazoa; Chordata; Mammalia; Didelphimorphia; Didelphidae.
AGAAGCUUUGUCUCUACUAAAACUUUCAAUGCCAUCAUUGGAUCCAUCUCUCAAAAGAAAAUAAAAGAUGACACCUAUAAGCAGAUUUUCCAUUGUCAGAAGAAGGAAUUUCCCUCUCAUUGGAAUGUUAUCAAGUCUUAUUUUCUUCAUGAAAAAGUAGUCAUAUGGAGAAAAAAUUCAGAAUAUGGACAAAAGGCAACAGGGAAGCCACAGGACAUUUCUGAGGAGAAGAAUAAAAUUUCCAGUAUUAUGGAGAGAAACAUACUGACAAGUUGCCCCAAAACAUCCAAGGAAGAAGGUCAAGUUGUUUGCCUUUUAACUCUCUCCAUAUUUCUAAAUUUGGAGAAAGUAAAUUACCUAGUGGAAGCCCAAAAGUUUUGAAUAGACCUUUAAAAAGGCCUUUGGAUUUCAAUGUAUCUUCAGUGAAUAAGCUAAAUAAUAAAAACCAACCUUCUGAACUUAGCCGCCCUCAAAAAAAUUUUUUUUACCAAUCCAAGAUGGUAUUAUUACCCUGUCCACCCCACUGGAUUGCAUCAUUAUCCAAUCAAAAUAUGCAGCCCAAGUCUAAGCUGAAGACAACUGAUCUUGGCCUUAAAUCCAGGCCUGAAUUGCUACCUUCUUCUAGCCCUUGGACAACAACAGUACACUCUGGCCGGUGGACUCUAACUUCAUCUAUAAUAAACCCUUAUCACAGAGGCAUGGCUAAGCUGUUAACCAAUACUAACAUCCAGACCACUGUAGGACAUGUAUCCUGUUCUGAUCAUCAGCCUAGUAUUUUGCCAUUAUUCAACUUUGACAACCAGUCCAAGUUUGCUCCGUUAUCUUCCCCUGAUCAUCAGGCAACAAUUGUGCCAUUACCCUAUCUCAAGAACCAAGAGAAGGCUACAAGGCCACCACCUUCCAAAAUUUGGGCUGGGAACACAACUCCAUAUGUGUCAUUACCCAAUCUCAUGAAUCCAGCUUCAGCUACGAGAAUAUCACCUCCCAAAAGUUUUUCUGGAAAUAGAGCUCCAAUUUCAUCAUCUGAUGGCAAGGGUAGGGCUUCCAUCUCACAGUUGUCACAGACUGAGCACCAUGGAAAAACCCCAUUUUGUCUCAGAAACCAGAUAAAUAUUUUAUUAGGCCCUAAUCACCUUUCUAAAACAUCACAAAACUCUGACCACAAGACUGAACAUCAACCAAAACGUGAGCAUUUGCCCACCUCUCCAAUAUACCCUUGCCAUAAACCCGUGUUUCUACCAUGCUCUUUUAACUGGGCAAGGUCUAAGGCUGAAGUUUUAUCAAGCCUUGUGAAAAAGGUGAAAAAGAUCACAGCUCUUCCAUCUUCAACACCUGAUCGCUUGGUCUCAGCUACAACUGCGUCUUCACCAUGCCUUGAAAAUCAAUCCAAGGCUGUCUAUAUAUCCUCACCUUCUCGCCUUGGCAUCCAAACAGAGUCUAAACCCAAUAUCAAAGUCGCAGUUACACCUCUACCAUCACCACACACAUAUCCUUUAUGCCAAGAUACACUUCCAUUAGUUCCUGAUAAUAGGGCCCAGUCUGUAGAAAAAACUAAGCAUCCAUUAAAUCCUGAGCACAAUAAUAAAUUUCCAAAAUGCCAAUGGACCCCAAACCUAUUGAACCUCAGAUACCUGAAAGAGGCUCUUCUAGGUUCCAACCACUCUAUCCAGAUGGAAGAGAGUAAAGAAUCUACAUCAGACUUGGUUUAUCUCAAACCAUACACUAUUGAAGGUGGGAGUAUAUCUUUCAAAACUAUUAAGAAUAUCAUCAAUUCCAUUCCUCAGGAAAAAAUAAAAAGUGAUCUACAUAAGCAGAUUCUCCUGAGGCGGAUGAAGGGAUGCCCUAAAUCUCAUCCUGGCCCUCGUGUAUCUUCAAGUUAUACAUUAUGCUUGAUAUGUGCCUCCUGGAUUCCAUCUGGUUGUACUCAUGUUAAAGGAAAAAAAGACCCUUGUAGAGCAACAUUAGUGGCCAUACCAACACCUAUACCUGGUUCUGAGAUGGAGAUGGGUAUUAAAUUAAUUUUCCAAAUUCCACAACAAAAGACAUCUUAUUCUGAGGAUCAAAAUAAAUAAUUUCUUUGUAA